Octodon degus (degu) is the source of this 4297-nucleotide messenger RNA. RefSeq names its product F-box and WD repeat domain containing 11 (gene Fbxw11). Lineage: Eukaryota; Metazoa; Chordata; Mammalia; Rodentia; Octodontidae. The record is from RefSeq and is a predicted model, not a curated record. The transcript has 14 exons. Bases 183 to 1751 code for a protein of 522 amino acids. Gene Ontology annotation, molecular function: protein dimerization activity.
AGUCCUUGCUCUGCGUACUGCGUUCGCCGAGGGGGAGGGCGGAGCUGCCGGCGGCCCGGGCGGGCUGGCAGCUAGAGUGGGUGCGAGAGCCACCUCCUCCUCUGCCGCCUCCGCUGUCGCCUCCUCCGCCCGGGCCGUUCGCUGCUGCGUGGGGAGAGCGAGGCGGGGCCGCCGGGGCCGCCAUGGAGCCCGACUCGGUGAUUGAGGAUAAGACCAUCGAGCUUAUGUGUUCUGUGCCAAGGUCUUUGUGGCUAGGCUGCGCCAACCUGGUAGAGAGCAUGUGCGCACUGAGUUGCCUGCAGAGCAUGCCCAGUGUCAGAUGUCUCCAGAACACUUCAGUUAUGGAAGAUCAAAAUGAAGAUGAGUCCCCAAAGAAAAAUACUCUUUGGCAGAUAAGUAAUGGAACGUCAUCUGUGAUUGUCUCCAGAAAGAGACCAUCAGAAGGAAACUAUCAAAAAGAGAAGGACUUGUGUAUUAAGUAUUUUGACCAGUGGUCUGAAUCAGAUCAAGUGGAAUUUGUGGAGCAUCUUAUUUCACGAAUGUGUCAUUACCAGCAUGGACAUAUUAACUCUUACCUGAAGCCCAUGUUGCAGCGGGAUUUUAUCACCGCGUUACCAGGUAACUGCUCUUGUCUUAAACAGCUGAGCAGUGGAGAAGUACUCAACCUAAUGCGCCUCAGAUGGGACCAGUACCUGUUUAAAAACAGACCCACAGAUGGCCCUCCGAAUUCAUUUUAUAGAUCACUAUACCCAAAGAUUAUUCAGGACAUAGAGACUAUAGAAUCUAACUGGCGGUGUGGACGACACAACUUGCAGAGGAUUCAGUGCCGCUCUGAAAAUAGUAAAGGUGUCUACUGUUUACAAUAUGAUGAUGAAAAAAUCAUCAGGGGCUUACGAGAUAAUUCUAUUAAGAUCUGGGAUAAAACUAGCCUGGAGUGUUUGAAAGUGUUAACAGGGCAUACAGGCUCUGUCCUGUGUCUGCAGUACGAUGAACGUGUCAUUGUAACUGGCUCUUCAGACUCUACAGUUAGAGUCUGGGAUGUAAACACAGGUGAAGUUCUUAACACACUGAUCCAUCACAAUGAGGCUGUUCUGCACUUACGCUUCAGCAAUGGAUUGAUGGUGACUUGUUCUAAGGACCGUUCAAUUGCUGUGUGGGAUAUGGCUUCUGCCACUGAUAUCACUCUACGCCGAGUCCUGGUUGGCCACCGUGCUGCUGUCAAUGUAGUCGACUUUGACGAUAAGUAUAUCGUGUCUGCCUCUGGUGACAGGACCAUCAAAGUCUGGAGCACAAGCACCUGUGAAUUUGUUCGCACUCUCAAUGGGCACAAGCGAGGCAUUGCCUGUCUCCAGUACAGGGACCGUCUGGUGGUCAGCGGAUCAUCAGAUAAUACCAUCAGGCUUUGGGAUAUUGAAUGUGGUGCCUGCUUAAGAGUCCUGGAGGGACAUGAAGAAUUGGUCCGAUGCAUCCGAUUUGAUAACAAGAGGAUUGUCAGUGGUGCCUAUGAUGGGAAAAUUAAAGUUUGGGACUUGCAAGCUGCUCUUGACCCUCGAGCCCCAGCAAGCACAUUGUGUUUGCGCACGUUGGUGGAACAUUCUGGUCGUGUGUUUCGGCUGCAGUUUGAUGAGUUUCAGAUCAUUAGCAGCUCCCAUGAUGACACUAUUUUGAUUUGGGAUUUCUUAAAUGUGCCUCCCAGUGCUCAGAAUGAGACACGUUCUCCCUCCAGAACAUACACUUACAUCUCCAGAUAACAGUCUGCACUUUUACCCUUUCCAGGGUUUCCUAGUCUUGAACUACUGGCUACAUGGCUACCAGAUGCCUAAGGGAGUUCGUUCACAGCUGAGUUAUGAAGCUGGAAUUGGUUCUAGACGCUGGGUAGAUGCAAAGCAGCCUCACUCUUCAAGUACCGACAUUUCUCACCUCUGAUCCCGGCUCUACUCUGAGAAGGAUAUUUUAGCUUCACCGACUUCAGUAGAACAGAAGCCCACUUCCUACCCCCAUCAGUGAAAAAAAUCUAAUGCGUCAAAUGUAAAUUGUUCAUGUAAAGGAACAUAACAGUCUGUUUUAUGGAAGUAAAUCGACCAUCAAGAGAAGACUUGGCCUCUAUAAUUUAUAAUGCUUUGCACUUUGGUCUGAUAUUAAGAAGCAGCAUUCUUCUUCAGUGAAAUUUUGGGUGCCAAACACCUACCCAGAAUGUCCAGGGCUUUCCUUUCAGAAGUUAGUAUUCUCCUUUUGACUGUGCAAGUCAUUAUAAAUUUUGACUUGUAUUAGGAAUAUACAUGGUGGACAAUGGAAAAAUCUCUCUGGAUUGUUUUAGUAAUAUUUUUUGGAUUAUACUUUCUGUACCAGUUUCUUUUAAUUUAAAGAACUAUAAGCCAGCUAUAUUAUCUCUCCAUAGGUAAUAUAGCUCUUUUCUUUUAUUAACUUUUCUCUGCGCUCAACCAUCUCCUGAUAUUUGGUAGAGUAACACCUUUAUCAUAUGCUUGCCUCCUAAUUUAAAUACUGUAUCCGCAUGUAGAUAUAAUGUACAUAACAGUUUAACCUCAAGGUUGCUGGAGUCAGGCCCUUGUGCCUGAGACACUAACACAGAGUGUGAUCGCACUUAGCCAUGGGCUGGCCUCGAGAACCUAAUACCAGGGUUGAUGUGGAUGACCUAGAACCCUUCCUGCAGUAUUCAUAUGGUAUUUUUAUUUUGUCACUGUCGUGUGUGUGUGUGUGUGUGUGUGUGUGUGUGUGUGUGUGGUGUUUUUAAUGGGAAUCUUGUUUUAAAAUCUAACUUCUAAAGUUUUAACACAAAUAAAUGUUUUAUUUGUUAUGUAGGAUAUACAAUAGAGAGGUACCUUCAAUUUUUUGUUGUUUUCUCGUAAGUACUCCUGAGUACUAGUGGUCACCUCCAGUACUGCUCAUUAGGCUUCUUUGUCAAAAGCCAUCUUUCUGUGCAGGUAUAACCCUGAGAAGGGAAGAACAAGACGGCCCUCUAAACAGGGCCUCCUACUCUGCUACAGGGUCCACUGGUGUGCUGGAGCAUGUAGGGCAGGGCAGGCUGCUCCAGAGGUCAGCACGGAGGGCAGGGCUAUCUCUUGUGGGGCACAGCCUCAGGCCCAGGAGGCCCAUCCCACCAACUCUGCUGUCACCUGUUGCUGUGGCCCCUGAAGGCUCUCAAAGCUCUGAAGUGCUCUGCAGCCCAAGCUUAGAAUGGCACUGUCACUUCAAUCAUGCAUGGAAAGGAUGUUGGCAUUCGGUCAGCAUUCCUUUUUCCUGCUUCAAUAUUAGGUUUUGAUUUGCACUUCGCCAUUGUUUCCAAAGAUCAAGGAAUGUCAAUCCCAUUUUAAAGGACCAAUAAGUCACCUGUGAAUGCACCCUCUUGCAGAAGAAGCACACUGUCCUCCUAGGAAAGGUCCCUGGGCUCCGUCUGUCCUUUGGAUUGAGAAGGGUGUGGGGAUCAAUAUGUGUGCAUGUGCUUUGUUUGUUGAGUUGGCUUUGCUUUGUAAUUUUUCUUUUGCCUUUUAAAUUUUUCUUAAAUAUAUCUUUCUUGCUUACAUCCUACUAAUUUCUGUUUUUGAGAGGUUGAGUCUCAAAAGUGUAAAAAUAAACCUCCAUUCAUAAGGUGGAUGCUGUAUGCGUGACAGUAGUUGUGGAAGUAAUUUGACUUUGACGGCUCUUCAUGUUACAGCUUUUUUGUCAGACUGGCUAGGAAAGCCCAGGGGGAAGAGGGAUGGGGAAAGGGGCGGAGACGUUUUUUUUGGAACGAAUGGAUUUAUUUUGUUGUUUUUUGCAUGUUUAAUAUAGAAGUUCCUCUUGUUCCUUGGGAAGCCAUGGCCUUUGAAUGUGCACACAACCUUUGAAUUGUGCCUACUGAAUUAUCGCAGGGGACUUUGGCACCCAAGGAAUUCUGACUUUCUGGGAUUACACUAGUAAUUCCUGACUGUACUCUGGACUUUAUUUUGCUAACCAUAAUUGAGCAACUGUAAAUUACUGCUAUAUUAAUGUUUUAAAGCACUGGGAUAGUCUAAUUCUAACUUGUAAUUAAUUAUGUUUGCCAAUUAUCUGUUUGAAAUAAAUUUGUGUCUGAACAGCUAUUGAAACUGUUAAAUUGUACAGAUAUUAUCAUGACAGCUUUGUACUGUGGAAUGUGCUUAAUAAAAAACAAGAAGUUUGACUUUUGUCCAAUAAAUUGCUAAGUAAUGUCAAUAAAUCAAGUAUGAAUAUUAUGCAGUACACCUAAUCUGGCUUCUUGCAAUUGUUACUUCAGCUACUAUUCAAGCCAAUACUCUAAUAAAGUGUUGCAAUACUCUGA